CCUCUAAACCCGCACCGCACACCAAGAAUGCCUGAAAAAGAUGUAAGAAUGUUAGGCGCAAACCUCCCGCCCUUCAAUGCUGAUGGCGCCGUUUCACCCACAUACGAAGAUCCACCCCUCUAUACACCACCCUCUCCGCGCGUCUCGAGGCGCAACAAAAUCCUCGAUGCCAUCAGGAAACCAUUCGACUCUUCCCACCAUCACCACUCAUCUUCUUCCAGCUCCAUUCCCACCCCUGAAAUCUCGACCUCCACUACAGCGCCCCACAAGGGGAAAGAAUGCAAAGAAAGAUCUCCAGCCCUUCAGGAUGCGAUUAUUCGUAUGGAAGCCCGCAAAGCGCUCACCAUUGCCAAAAUGGAGCAAGAAGGCAAAGAUACCAGCAUCCUGAGCGGGAGAAGAGCAGACCAAGUAAGGAAUCCUUUGAGAGGCUGA
Periconia digitata is the source of this 432-nucleotide messenger RNA. The record is from the annotation of a GenBank genome assembly. NCBI's taxonomy places the organism in Eukaryota, Fungi, Ascomycota, Dothideomycetes, Pleosporales, Periconiaceae.